AUGAAGACCCAGGUUACCAUGAUUUGUUGUUUAGUGUUUUGUCUGGUCACAGACUGUUUCCACUAUAAAUCCAAGAUUCACAUGAAAGAUGGAGAUAAACUUCAAAGCCCUGAAGGGAAACCUAAGCCUGGGAGAAUGCAAGAAAAAUGCCAUGGGCCUUGCAUCCCUUCUUCCAUCUGCAGCCAACCCUGCACUGAGCACUUUCGUGGAGAAAUAGGGUUUACAUGUAAUCAAAACAAGUGGCAAAAAUCAACUGAAACAUGCACAAGCCUUUCUGUUGAAACGCUUUUUAAGGACUCCAGUGGUGCGUCACGCCUUUCCCUAGCAUCAUCUUCUUUUCCUCUGCACGUUCUUGACUUUCGAGUUCCUGAGCCUAUUAAGAGUGUAGCCCAAGGCAUCCGCAAGAACUGUCCCCUCGAUUAUGCCUGCAUAACUGAUGCUGUGACGUCGUCGGAAACCACAUCUGGCAAUAUUGCUUUUAUAGUGAAGUUAUUAAAAAACAUUUCUGCAGACUUGUCUGAUAAUGUUACUCAAGAUAAAAUGCAGAGCUAUAGUGAAAUAGCCAACCAUAUCCUUGACACAGCUGCCAUUUCAAAUUGGGCUUUCAUUCCUGACAAGAAUGCCAGCUCAGACUUAUUAGAAUCAGUGAAUUCAUUUGCUAGGAAACUCAACAUCCAUGAUGAAUCUGAGAACAUUGUGGAUCAACUCUUCAUCCAGACGAAAGGCUCUCACAUCCAUCACAACACCUCAGAGAUGCAUUUCAGAUUCUCCAAUGGCAUGAAUAACACCACAAAAGGUAUCUUAGGAAUUAUAGAAAUCCCCAGGCAAGAGCUACAGAAGUUGCCACCACGUUCAUCUCAAGCUAUUGGCAUAGCUUUCCCAACCUUGGGGUCGGUUCUGAAAGAAGCCCACUGGUCAAAUAUGAGUCUUUCCAAACCCAUAAAUGGUCUGGUCCUGUCGGUGGUGUUGCCAGAAACACUGAAAGAAAUCUUACUCACCUUUGAAAAAAUCAAUAAAUCCCAGAAUGUUAGGGCACAGUGUGUUGGCUGGAACUCUAAGAACAGGAGUUGGAAUGAGAAAGCAUGCAAAAAGAUGUUGGAUAUCACUAACCAAGUGGAAUGCUGCUGUAACUACACCAAUGCCAUGAAGUCUUUCUCCAUCCUAAUGUCCCCCACAACUGUGAUGGACAAAGUCCUGGACUACAUCACUUGCACUGGACUCAGCAUCUCAAUCCUUAGCUUGGUUCUUUGCCUGAUCAUUGAAGCCACAGUCUGGUCCCGCGUGGUUGUGACAGAGAUAUCAUACAUGCGGCAUGUGUGCAUCGUGAACAUAGCAGUGUCACUCCUGACUGCAAACGUGUGGUUCGUCAUAGGUUCUCACUUUAACAUAAAGGACUACAAGUGGUGUGUUGCAAUAACGUUUUUCAGCCACUUUUUCUACCUCUCCCUGUUUUUCUGGAUGCUCUUCAAAGCGCUGCUUAUCAUCUAUGGAAUACUGGUGGUUUUCCGUAGGAUGAUGAAAUCCUGCCUGAUGGCCAUUGGCUUUGCCAUUGGCUAUGGGUGCCCACUAGUGAUUGCUGUCACCACAAUUGGUGUCACAGAGCCGAAGCAAGGCUACAUGAGGUGUGGUGCCUGUUGGCUUAAAUGGGACCAUACCAAAGCUCUUUUUGCAUUUGCCAUCCCAGUCUUGGUCAUUGUGGCUGUGAAUCUCCUUGUGGUUUUGGCUGUUGCUGUCAAUACCCAGAGGCCCUCUAUUGGCAGUUCCAAAUCCCAGGAUAUAGCCAUAGUUCUGAGGAUCAGCAAAAAUGUUGCCAUCCUUACCCCACUGCUGGGACUGACCUGGGGUUUUGGAAUAGCCACUCUUGUAGAAGACACUCCCUUGAUAUUCCAUAUAAUAUUUUCCCUCCUCAAUGCUUUCCAGGGCUUUUUCAUCUUGCUGUUUGGAACCAUUAUGGAUCACAAGAUAAGAGAUGCUCUGAGGAUCAGGAUAUCUUCGCUGAAGGAGAGAUCAAGGGCAGCAGAGAAUGCAUCAUUAAGUCCAACCAAUGGAUCUAGAUUGAUGCAUCAUUGA
Molecule: messenger RNA, 2070 nt
Organism: Castor canadensis (American beaver)
Lineage: Eukaryota; Metazoa; Chordata; Mammalia; Rodentia; Castoridae
Product: adhesion G protein-coupled receptor F4
Biological process (GO): cell surface receptor signaling pathway; adenylate cyclase-activating G protein-coupled receptor signaling pathway
Cellular component (GO): membrane
Molecular function (GO): G protein-coupled receptor activity
Source: RefSeq, a predicted model, not a curated record